AUGGAAAAGAGUGAUUACGUCAACAAGGCGAACCAAGUCUCUAACGACAGGGAAGCCUACACACCACUCGCGGAGGAUCCGACCAAAAAACAAGCCGCAGCUAUAAAAAUGAAGGUAAACGAGCUCACUCGACUGAAGCUCAUAACCCCCGAAGACUCCAGAUUUAUGACUCUCAACGACCCCCGAAUAAACCAUGCAUAUGGCCUCCUAAAGGUACACAACGAAGGUGCACCAUUGCGGAUCAUAGUGCCGCUUAUUGGAUCGCCCACCUACAACCUCGCUAAAUGGUUAUGCAUGCACCUGAAGCACCUAACCAAUGGAUCCCAAUAUAGCAUCAUUAACUCUCAGACAUUCCUCCGGAAUAUCCAAGGCCUCAAAGUAAGUCCUGAUGAGUGUAUUCUAUCGUUUGAUGUGGUUGCCCUGUUUUCCUCAAUACCACAUGACCUAGCGAUUGAGAGCGUAACCUGACACCUGCAAGAUAAUCCAACCAACAUUCCACUAGAAAACAUAUCGGAACUUCUUAGACUCUGUCUCAAGAAUUGCUGCCAAUUCGAUGGAAAUUUUUAUCAACAGGUUAGGGGUACAUCAAUGGGCUCGUCAAUAUAAGGUCUGCUACCUGAACUGCUAAUACAAUAAGUAGAAGAGGAAGUUAUGCGAACCUUUAGGCCAUGAAUGUGGCUCCGAUACGUAGAUGAUACGUUUGUUAUCAUGAAGACCUGCGAAAUUGAUUAACUGCAUCUGAGUCUGAGUAGCGUCUUCCCAGCUAUCCAGUUUACUCGCGAAGAGGCAACAGGAGGCAUUCUUCCGUUUCUAGACGUUAUUAUCCAAAAGUUCAGCAAUGGCAGUCUUGCAACGAGCGUCUACCGAAAAGACUCCAGUGCUGACGUCAUUCAUAAUGAUGAAAGCAACGAACCUGCGGCUCAUAAAAGGAACUGUGUGCGAACCCUUUCCCACCGGACCUAUCGUUACUGCAGCAGCGAUGACAUGCUUAAGAAAGAACUUACUUUCCUGUAUCGGUUAUUCCGGCUCCACGGGUACCCGAUCAGCUUUGCCAAAACUGUCUCAGACAUCGGAGACAACCACAAAGCACUGGUUCUAAUGAGGGACCAGAAAUACGGAAAUUCUUCUCAGUCCCCUACAUCCAGGGCAUUUCCGAAGCGAUCGCCCGACAACUAAAUCGGUUUGGCAUCUUCAUUGGCCACAAGCCGGCGUCCUCUCUACGCGCAACGCUAUCCCACGUAAAAGACAACGUAGCCAAAGAGCAGCAAAGCAAUGUCAUCUGCCGCAUUCGGUGUGCUAACUGCUCUUACGGCUAUGUUGGUCACACAGGCCGACGAAUCGGGACGCGUAUAAACGAACAUAAACUAGCCAUCCGCCGGCGUGACCCUUUGUCAAUAGUGUUUGCGCACGCCCUUGAAUGCGGCAAUCGCUUCAAUGGGGAAGAAACUGAAGUUGUUGCCACGGCAAACAACAAACAGGCCCGAGAAUUCCUCGAAGCCUGGAACCCUAAAACGACCAGCAUCAAUCGCCAUGUUAAUCUGGACGCUCAUUACGAAGGUCUACGUGCCCGGCUCACCUACUUGCGCCUGCGACCUAACAACAGCCGCUAA
Spirometra erinaceieuropaei is the source of this 1610-nucleotide messenger RNA. The record is from the annotation of a GenBank genome assembly. Lineage: Eukaryota; Metazoa; Platyhelminthes; Cestoda; Diphyllobothriidea; Diphyllobothriidae.